UAGCUUACGCGUACGGCCAAGACGUGGCAUGAAGUACAAAUAUCUUUCACGUCCGCCAUAUUGACAUUCGACAACUUUUCGGGAGGAAGGUGAAUGUGUUAGCGUUUUCUUGCGGUGUAAUAGUGUUUUUUUAAUAAAGGUUAUAUUCUAACACAGCAAUCAUGGGGAAUGUGUUUGCUAACUUGUUUAAAGGCCUGUUCGGCAAGAAAGAGAUGAGGAUACUCAUGGUAGGAUUAGAUGCUGCUGGUAAAACCACAAUUUUAUAUAAACUUAAACUAGGAGAAAUUGUUACGACUAUUCCAACUAUUGGUUUUAAUGUCGAGACUGUAGAAUAUAAGAACAUCAGCUUUACAGUAUGGGAUGUAGGUGGUCAAGACAAAAUUAGGCCAUUAUGGAGACACUACUUCCAAAAUACACAGGGCCUAAUCUUCGUGGUGGACAGCAACGAUAGAGAACGUAUCGGCGAGGCGAAGGACGAGCUGAUGCGCAUGCUGGCCGAAGACGAGCUGAGGGAUGCGGUGCUGUUGAUAUUCGCGAACAAACAGGAUUUGCCGAACGCGAUGAACGCAGCUGAAAUCACAGACAAAUUGGGACUGCACUCGUUAAGGAAUCGCAACUGGUACAUCCAGGCGACCUGUGCAACGAGCGGCGACGGAUUAUACGAGGGCCUCGACUGGCUGUCCAAUCAGUUAAAGAAUGCCAACCGUUAAGUGAAGUGAUGUUUGUUUUUUUUUUUAAAAAAAGUAAAUUUUUCGAUUUUGGUUUCAGUCACACCGUGAUUGUUUUGGACUACUUCAGUGUUACUAUACCAUAUGUUGCAAUGAUGACCCUCUUGUCUACUGUUUGUCAACAUGAAUAAAUUCGUAUUAAGAUAAAUGAGGCUAUUUUUAUUUUCAUUCUCUUUUAGUCUUUCUCGAGCGUUGUCGACAAACAGUAUACUUAGUGUUAAUGUUGCACUGUCUUAAUAGGUAUAUGUUUUUAUUUAUUUGGUGAUGCAGGAUUUAUUUUGUACCAUACUGAUUUUUUUUUGUAUCGGAAUAUAUCUGUACAGUAGAUAUUUGUAUUAAUAUACUAAAGGUAAAUCAGUUAUUUUUGUAACAUAUGGUAAGUCCUCGUUCAUCAUAGAACAUAAUCUAUUGGGCUCUGCUCAGGCAUUUUUAUUGUUUCAAUUUUUUCGAUUGUGUUGGUAAAUUGUAAGUUUACGAUUUAUUAUUACUUCCUUAUUUUUGUUCACAACUCGGUUACAUUUACAUUUUCAGCGUGGUUUUUAUUUGACAAACAGUGGAGUUGAGUGAUUUUUUGAAUUUCAUGGUAUAUUAGUAAACUUCUGAUUCGUGGACAUUCCCGUUUGUCAUGCUGUAUUAAAAAAUAAAUUUAUACUAUUAACUUAUUGUCUAUAAUUUAAUACAUAUUUUAAUUAAUUACACAUCUUUUAUUUAAUUCGGUCCGUCUGUGGAUUUUAGUACUAUUUUUGUAAACGAUUUAUUUAAAUAUAUGUAUAUGCUUUUUA
This is a messenger RNA of Aethina tumida (small hive beetle), 1510 nucleotides long. RefSeq names its product ADP-ribosylation factor 1 (gene Arf79F). Lineage: Eukaryota; Metazoa; Arthropoda; Insecta; Coleoptera; Nitidulidae. The transcript has 4 exons. The record is from RefSeq and is a predicted model, not a curated record. Gene Ontology annotation, molecular function: GTP binding; GTPase activity. Gene Ontology annotation, cellular component: plasma membrane; cytoplasm. Bases 162 to 710 code for a protein of 182 amino acids. Gene Ontology annotation, biological process: vesicle-mediated transport; intracellular protein transport.